UUAGAAACUUGCUAGAUAUAAUAUUUAAAGACCCAAGUACGUAAGUAUUUCGUUGUAUCGUAAAUGAUCGGCAGGAAUAAACUAAUAAAUGUCUUAGCACAAGUGAUGAGAUUCAUUGUAUUCUCGUGAGUGAUUAGUUUCUUUUGUGUGAAUUCCAAUGGGGGAGACUCAGACAUUUUAGGUCAAAUGCUUCCCACCACUUUUACUACGGCUUGGUUUAUACUGAUAAUCAUUCGUAUCAUGUAAUUGAAACAAUUGAGUAGAAAUACGAAACUCAACAUUUCUUUUAAAAUGUUCUCCGAACUUUUACCAUUUUGGACGAAAUACUGGUAUUAUGUAUUGAUCGGUGUUGUCUCUUGUAGUUUUUUAAAAGUAUUCUACGAUAUCUCGAAGAAGAGUGCCACAUUUAUAAAAAAUGAUAAAUAUAGUACAAAAUUAGUGGAUAAUACUAUGGAGCAGAUAGAAGACAUUGGCGAAGAAACAUUAGAAGAUAGCGAGGAACCUGCACUACCAAAAGACUUAAAACAUAUUCCAUGUGUAUAUGCGAAACCCUCAGAAGUAGAGAUACUUCAUAGAGCUUCUGAGUUUUAUAAAACUGUAGCAGCUAGAAGAACUAUAAGAUUUUUCAGUCCAGACCCUGUACCAAAAGAAGUCAUACAUGACAUAAUAAAAGCUGCAGGCACUGCGCCUAGUGGUGCACACACAGAACCAUGGACAUUCGUAGUGGUAUCAAAUCAAAAGAUGAAAGAGCAAAUACGGUGUAUUAUUGAAAAAGAGGAAGAAAUAAAUUACAAACAAAGAAUGGGAGUGAAAUGGACGACAGAUCUGCUUCCGCUUAGAACUGAUUGGAUUAAAGAGUACUUGACUAUUGCUCCUUAUUUGAUACUUGUGUUUAAACAAGCAUACGGACUUCUACCGAAUGGAAAAAGAAAAGUUCAUUACUACAAUGAAAUAAGCACAUCCAUCGCGUGUGGUAUUCUCAUUACCGCUAUACAAUAUGCAGGUUUGGUAACUCUGACUUCUACUCCUUUAAAUUGUGGACCUGCCAUCCGCAACCUUCUUGGACGUCCUCAGAAUGAAAAGCUUGUUGUACUACUGCCAGUCGGAUAUCCAACAAAGGAUGCUACUGUGCCUGCCCUCCAACGUAAACCUCUAUCUGAUAUUUUAGUAGAAAUUGAGUGACACACAUGUAAUAACAAAGUUUGUUUAAUACUCCAUUGGAAUAUUAGCUGAUUUGUGGAACAAUAUAAAAUGAGUACACAUAAUCGUAAAUUUAUGCUAAUUCUAUUCUUUUUAUAAAAAAAAAAACAU
Molecule: messenger RNA, 1311 nt
Organism: Dufourea novaeangliae
Lineage: Eukaryota; Metazoa; Arthropoda; Insecta; Hymenoptera; Halictidae
Gene: Iyd
Product: iodotyrosine deiodinase 1
Exons: 4
Coding region: 292-1182 (296 amino acids)
Molecular function (GO): oxidoreductase activity
Source: RefSeq, a predicted model, not a curated record